Molecule: messenger RNA, 12652 nt
Organism: Podarcis lilfordi (Lilford's wall lizard)
Lineage: Eukaryota; Metazoa; Chordata; Lepidosauria; Squamata; Lacertidae
Source: the annotation of a GenBank genome assembly
AUGAGGAGGUCCGUUCCCCAACUGCUGCUGCUCGUGCUCCUGGCUUUCCCCGCCGCCUUGCUUCUGGGUGGCGCCCGCAGCGGCCCAGGUGAGGCGGGCCGACAGAGAACGAGCGGGGGCUCCGCUUUAUCUCCGCCUCGCGCGCGUACGCGAGGCGGCGGUUGAGGGGCCGGGCGUGGGGGGGGGGGGAAGGAACGUUCCUGUGCUUUUUUGAAAUGGAAGCAGCGCGUGAGGCGGCUUCGCGCGUGCCGUUUCGGCUGGUGAAUUCUGAAAGGCGGGGACGGAGGCUUCUGAGUGGGGCGGGGGGCUCCUUUUCCUCUGCUCUCUCUCCCCCCUCCCCUAUUCGCUAGGCUGACGUGUCAGUCCAGACCUCCGAUAGCCACAUGGUGCUGGCAGGUCGUAGCUUCGUUGACUUCUACGUUUCUCGUUAACCUCCUUUUUGAGGGACUCGAAAGCUGACACGUGUCAGCAGCCCGAGGUUGUGCGAGGAGUUUCGCUUUUCCCCCUGCAAACUCUACCUUCGGUGGGAAUGGAGCGCGCAGCUCUUCAUGUUGCUCAGGUGUCUCCUUCGGUGCAGCUGUGAUUCCUUCUGGCUGCUGCUGAAGGGGAAGAAAGAGAGGAAAAUCACACAUAGUUCCUCUUAUUUCAGCACAGCGUUCAGGUUCGGCCUCUGACCCCACCUGGAGACGUGCGAGCCAAAAAGCUCGGUACGCUUUGGCAACCUUUGCCAAAUGGACAGCUAUCGGGAAACCAGUUUCUCUUGUUCCCUUUAAAAGAGGGAGAGUUGAAGUGCAGGCAACUCACACGGAAGCAUCAUAACAUUUCAGGUUCUCGUGAUCAACUUGUUGCACUGGUGUGCAAGCUGCAGCUUUGAGAUCCUUGCUUUGAAUGGGAAAGAAAGAGCAAACUCGUGCCCAGAGGAAACUUGUGUCGGAUUCAUAGGGGCUCAGCCAAGUUUCCUUGAAGGAACCUUGGAAGUAACUGAAGACAGUUUUUCCCAAAUCUGUUGGGUUCUGUUGAGUAGUGUUUUUACAGUUAAUAAAAUUGUGGAGAGCUUGGAGAUUACUGAUCUCAAAAGUUGGGUGUCUGAACUGGUAGAGGUCUGCUGAACUGUGUGAAUUGAAUCAAAUUACUUUCCUGAGUUCAUUUGACAACUAAGAACAUAUCCCUGUGGUUGUCCACGGUCAGGGUUGAGAUCUUCAUGUUUUUGCUGAGUAAAUCCAAUAACAGCAUUUAAAUUGCAUUAUCAUACAAAUUACUUGCAAUUUCUUGGAUGUUUCUGCAGCAGUACAAGCCAAGGUCAAGUAAGUUUUGGGAGGACCUUGCUCAAGAAGCUUGUCAGUAUAAAUUGAGACCAGCAUAGAUUUGAUUUUGUGUAUCAUACCAGCAAAUGUGUUCAAUUAAUGUUUAAUUAAGUAAUUAAUCAACAUAUUCUAAACUCAACCAGAUGGUGUAAACGUAGAUUGUUUUCAAUUUUGAAACAAUGUUUGUGGUUGGGGUUGUAGUUCAGUACAAAAUGAAGGAAUACAGGGGCAGCUAGUGUAGAAUACAAGUUUGUGAUCUUAUGUAGGGCUAUUAUUGAUAUGCAGGUGUGAUCAAGGUUAUGGGGUAGGUAUACUUCACAGAGAAUAUUGCACGUGCUUUCCAAGGUUAAUUAUACAGGGUGCGGUAACACAGCUGGAGGUCUAGGUGAGGGUUAUGUGUUUAAAAGGCAUGCUGUAUUUGCCAGUAACACUUGUCUCUUCAAACCUCCCAGCACGAAGCCUACUCCUGGCAGACCACUGGCAUUAUUUCCAUUUAAAACAUAAAUCCAGAAAUGUUGUGUAUUUGAAUUGUUAAACAUUCUGGAACAAAAAUCACAUAAAUUAUAAAGCUCAAACAUGAAAUAAAACAUUGCUGGUAUUAUAUGCAGAUACCAUAAAGGAUGGGUGAUAUAUAUGCCUUAUGCAUAUAUAUGCAUUCUGAUAUAUGCCUUGUGCAUUAACCACAAGGUGAAUCUACCUUAAAACAGCAUGAACUUGCAUAUCAGAACUGGGGGAGGGGGUGGAUUGAUUCCACCCAUAUACAGUGGUACCUCGGGUUAAGUACUUAAUUCGUUCCGGAGGUCCGUUCUUAACCUGAAACUGUUCUUAACCUGAAGCACCACUUUAGCUAAUGGAGCCUCCUGCUGCUGCCGUGCCGCCAGAGCACAAUUUCUGUUCUCAUCCUGAAGCAAAGUUCUUAAUCCGAGGUAAUAGUUCUGGGUUAGCGGAGUCUGUAACCUGAAGCAUAUGUAACCUGAAGCGUAUGUAACCCGAGGUACCACUGUAAUGUAUAAUGCCACAUUACAAUGCUGCCAGUUAUUUUCAUUUAUUUCUCCAGCGGUCCCUCACAUGCCAAGUACCUUCCACAGCUGUCAUACAUUGGGCCAGCAUUUUCAUUGAGCUGUCCACCACAGACCCAAGAUGUUUCCUUCUUAGUAAUGGCUAGUUCAGACCCCACCAGUGUUCAUUUGAAAGGGUGGGGGGUUGCCUCAUUGUGCAUCACUUUACACUUUGAAUUAUAUUUGCCUCAAUUGGAAAGAUCCUUAUAGUUUUAUGGAUGACCCUUCUCAUAGUAACAACACAGAUAUCAUUUGGGCUUACUGGCAUAGGCUUAUUAGUUUCAGAUUAAAACUAGCACUCUUUUAAUUUCAUUUGCAGUGAUUUUGUAUUACCAUUUUUUCUUGUACAAUGUCAUAGAUACAUGUGUGUUUUCUCUUUGGUUUUGUGACCUAAUCAGUUAUAACGUAGCUCUUCUGGAGAUUUUGCAUGUCUCUUCUCUUGGCUCCAAUUCAGUUUUCUUGAACCUCUAGUUAGUGUUCUUUGUUCUGGAGCAAAGUCAAAUACCUACAUUCCUUGUUGAAUGGGAGAGAAUUUAUGCAGUUGCAAUAGCAUGUGCUUAGUGUUUUUAGCAAAGUGUUCUGAUUGAGAGCUAGUUCCACAAAUUAAUUGCUGUGCAUUUCUACUUUUGUUCCCCAUUCAAAAUAUUUAGAUAAAUUCAGGGUAGCUCUCUUUCAGCAUUAGUAGUUUAAGAUAACUGGAAAAUUACACUUCUCAAUUCUUGGUAGUUAGUUCCUGGCUGUGAUAACAGAUGUUGAAUACACUCCCUCCUCUCCACUAUAAUGCCACAUCAUCAUUCUUUCUCAAAUAUAUAGGAGAGAUCAUGAAAUCUUGAAAGCAUGCUACUGCUUGGAAAAGUUUGUGUGGUCUACCAUAGUGCUUUUAGCAUAAUGAACAUUUCAAGGAAAUCACUAAAGAAUCCUAGUGAUAGAAGUCUACUAUCACAAUUUAAGAGAUUUAGUUUAACGCUGCUGCUCAACAGACAGCUAAAUUAAACCAGUAUGUUGAUUUUAAGCUCUCUUGAAGUCACUUGAACUGAGUUGUAAUGAAACUUUUGAGCUGUGGUUGCUUGAUGGCACUAAGACCUUUCCUUUUGUAACAUUCUGAAAGGAAGGGAAAUUUUAUUUGGAGUCUUCCCUGUGACCAAAAAAAGAGGGGUUGCUUUUGCCAUACAUUUGGAGGAGGUGUCCUAAAAUCCUUUAUUUCAAGCUCUUUAAUGCAUUGUCAUGCUCUAUUUUAGCAAAUAGCUCUUUAUGUGCUGUGAUUGUGUAACUUUGUGAGCUGAUACAAACUAGCAUACCUCCACAUUCCAGAGUUCUUAACCUUAAUAAAUCAAAGUUGCUAGCUUGCCAUAGUGCAACUUCAGUUGUAGCUUCUGCCAAGAUAUACCCCACUGUGGGGUAGAAAAUAUUCUGCAUGCUCCUAAGCUGCUCACUAGAGGUCCUUUUCCUUGCCCAAGUGGAUACUUGCUACUUUUUAGCUGGACUAACAUGCCCAUACUUUAAAGUUCUGUUCAGGGUGUUAGUCGUGGGAUGACUUCUGUGUGUUUGCAAUAAUAGUUUUUUUAAAAGACCUUUGUGAGGAAAUCUUUAUUUUAAUUACUUCUGUCCCUUCUGUAAUGUAUUUUGGUAGGAUUUAAGCCAGUGUCAUUGGCCUUUAUGUUUCUAAUCUGUAUGGUGCCUAGUGCAAUAUUAGGUGGUAUAUAAAAUUAAUAUUGACAACUGCUUUAUAAAUAUCAGAGUAAACUCUGGAUCUUCUUACACUGAACUUCUAGUGAUGCUUUUCACUAGAGACAUGAAUGCAACUCACAACUUAUCUAAACUGAUAACUUAGUAAGUGCAAUGAAACCUUUCAAAAGCAAAGUUAAACAAUAGAAUAACUUUGCCUACAUUUAAAAUAAUUUUUCAUUUACCUUGUCUCUAGGUUCUAGUUUGCUGGUGGCUGCUCAAGAUGCCACAGAAGAUGAAGAAGCUAUUGAAGAUACAGUCGUUGAAGAUGAAGAUGAUGAAGCUGAAGUUGAAGAAGAUGAACCCACAGAAUUGGUACAUCUACAAGUAUUUGUUUCUGUUUCACAAGCUUAUGUUGUCCAUUAUUGCAAUUUUUACAGCAGUUAACCCAUUAUCAAGAGUACUCAAUUGAAUCUGCCCAGGAUGUUUUGCUCUUGAGGUAAAGCUUAAAAUGCCACUCCUCCCUCUCCUCAUCUGCAUACCUGCCAUUGCCCACUCACAGUGGGUGGGAUGGAAAGGAGGCUGGGAAGAGGGGCACAGGUGGCAUGCUCCUUGGAGGUCAGUUCUGCUGCUCCUCCAAGCUGUCCUGAGGCUGCCAUGCUGAGACAUUGGGCUGGCCCUGUUAACUGCCAUAGUGAACAUCCACAAAUCAUAAUGCUUGAGUUGCUCCAACUGUAAGUAGGAUAUAGUAAAAAUGGACCUUUGCUAAACCCAAGGAGCUAUACUGCUGGUCAAAAAAAUGUGCAGCAGGGAUAGAAAUGCAGCAGUAUAUUGGGGAGAGGGAAUAUCUUUUGAGUGGUUGGAAUGACCACAUGGUCAGUUGUGGAGGGAAGAGUCACACUUUGAAAUAUCUGCAUUAGGCUUAUGGUGGUCUCUUUCCUAAGCCUGCCACUACAGGUCUCCCUCCUCCAGAACAGUUCCUUCUUGUAUAUCAAAAACCCAAAGGGAAGUACAAUGCUUGAUGGCCACAGUUUGUAUUACUGCCACCAAGUUGUAUGCAAAUCUUACUGAUGGCUGUAUUGCCAUUAAUCCUAGUGAAUAUUACAACAGCAGAAGGCUGGUUUUGAUUAUGUAUAAUAUCUCUUUCUAGACACAAUUAUCAAAUGUGUAUUUGAUAAUUUACUUAGUAACUCUAAGCUUUUCUAUACUUUGUACAUUUGACCACUUCUGCUUUUCAUGAAGCUGCCUGUUCUUAGUUGUGGUUUGGUGUACAAGCACCUAUUUUGGUGUUUUGGUAGCUGUUUUGUAAGGUUGUGUAUUGGCCUCCUCUUGUUACAUGAUAAUAUGAACAUUAGCUUUCUGAUACCUACUCUAUUUGCAAAAGGUAAGUUGCUCACCUCUGAUUUGUUCACCUUCCCCACCCUCUUCCCUCUCCAUUCCUGGAGUACAUAAUACAUGCAUACAUAAUUUUAUUUAUAUGUCGCACUUCCAUAUUUCACACCAUACUCAAAGCAGCUCACAACAUGAAAAAAUACAUAAUUGUCCUGGACAAAGAUGGAGAAACCAAGUCUAAGCAUCAUGUUGCAUUCAGUGGUUGCACUUCUUUCUGCUUCUCUCAGCUAAACAGAAAGGAACAUGAAUCCAGCUUGCAAGCAAACAUCCUUCCAAAGGAGCCCUGUUAGACAGAAGCAGCACAUGGGGCUUUUGCUUUCUUAUGGGACUUGCUUCCAAACAGACACACAAAGGAUUGUGCUCUUAAUAAUUGUUUUCAAGAAAUUCCAAAUAUUUAUUGCAACAUUAAUGUUUUUGCGUGGAAAUGCUUUUAUGUGGGAUUUUGCAAUAGUGGUCUUACUUCAGAUAUUCAUUGCUUCACUGUUCGUCAUAGGCUUUUCAAAAACAUUCUCUUGUAUUAGACAGAAGAGAAAGAGGAAGAAGAUCUAUCGGGAGAACCGAAAGCAUCCCCUAGCGCUGAUACAACCAUCUUGUUUGUGAAAGGAGAAGGUAAAAAAUGGCCUCCUUUUUACCUCAGACCAGCACACUUGUAUCAGUUUAGUCUAAUUAUAGUGCAACAUUAUGCAUGUUUUGAGUUGUGCACACAAUUUCAGCUUAACCAGUUUUCUAAUUUCCUCCUAGAUUUUCCAGCAAACAACAUUGUGAAGUUUUUAGUUGGCUUUACUAACAAGGGUACAGAAGACUUCAUUGUGGAGUCUCUAGAUGCUUCGUUCCGGUACCCUCAAGAUUACCAGUUUUUCAUUCAGAAUUUCACUGCUCUUCCUCUGAACACGGUUGUUCCACCACAGAGACAGGCCACAUUUGAAUACUCCUUCAUUCCUGCAGAGCCUAUGGGUGGUCGCCCCUUUGGACUGGUUAUCAAUCUGAACUACAAAGACCAAAAUGUGAGUGACAGCCUGGAAGCUUGGCAAGGUUUCCUUAGUGUUAAACUAGGCAUUUGCUGAUGUUAUCCAGGAGUAUUGAGUGAUGUUUAUCCAAGUGUGCCAUUUUUAUCUUGCUUAGGCUUGGGUAUCUAUUCUGCAAGUUCUGGUAUAGCCAAAUCCUUGAUAGUAUUCCAAUAUGAUAGUCUAAGGUUUGUGAUGAAUGGUUUUGGAAGGAGGCAUUAGAGUUCAUGUCUUGGAGCCUGAUUUGAACAGGUGCAGUCUUGCUUUUUAAAAUACUGCCUUUACUUUUUGUAACUCUUCACAACAACAUUAUACACUCCUCAAUAUCUGAAUGUUCUGACACUUUCUGAAUCUGAGUUGGUCUUUUUUUGUUCUUGUUGUUUUGAUCAACAUAAGCUAUCGUUAUGAUUUUGCCUCCUCCUCUCUCUCUCCUCACCUUCCCAAUCCCAGGUAAAAAAAAAGCUUCAUCAAUCUCCAAAUGUAACUUUAUUUGUCCUUUUCAAAAGUUUUAGACAAACUCCACUUUGAGUGGUCGCUUUUCAUCCCUUUGUUGUGGACAUUUUCUCCUAGUAAAGCUUUGAAAAUGUGUGUUGACAACCUGAGGCCUACAAGACACUGAGUCCUGUAAGCUAGCUUUCUGUUUAUUGUGAUUUGCAAUGUGAGUGGAAAUUAUAGACAAGAACAAAGCGCUGAGGAGCAGUUCAUCCCUGGAGGUAUAUACAGUGGAACCUUGGUUCUCGAACUUAAUCCGUUCUGGAAGUGCGUUCAACUCCCCAAACGUUUGAAAACCAAGGUGUGGCUUCCGAUUGGUGCAGGCGCCCCGGAAACAAUAGCCGACAGCCGCAUCAGACGUUUGGCUUCUGAAAAGCAUUCAAAAACCGGAACAGUUAUUUAUGGGUUUUCAGCGUUUUGGAGCCGAUUUGUUUGUCAACUAAGCCAUUCAAGAACCAAGGUUCCACUGUAUUAACAUUACUGUCACAUAGUGGCUUGAAUCUGUUAUCUUGGGCAGCCUUUAAUGUUACUGUAUUUUUCAUUUUAGGGAAACUUCUUUCAAGAUGCUGUUUUCAACCAGACUGUUACCAUUAUUGAAAAGGAAGAUGGAUUAGAUGGUGAAACGUAAGACUUAAUUUAAAUAACCUAUUUAUUUAUUAAUUCUUUCAGAGGCUUUUAUUGCCCCCCUUCUUCAUUCAGUCCUAGAGCAGGUUAUCUACUGUUAAUCUUCAAUUAAACUUUGUAGCAUCUUCCACCCUCAAGGGCCUGUGGAAGGUGUGUCUUGACCUAAAAACAAAACAUGUAUAGUAAUGUGGGUGGGCACACCUCAAAAGAGCCACCAAAGAAAAUGCCCUCUCAAGCACCACUGUCCCACUAAGUUCUAAUAGAAUCAUAGAGUUGGAAGGGUCCCUGAGGAUCAUCUAGCUGAACCCUCUGCAAUGCAGGAAGAUGCAGCUGUCCCGCACAGGGAUUGAACAUGCAACCUUGGCAAUAUCAUCGCCAUGCUGUAACCAGCAAGGCAUCUUCUGCUGAUCUCAACACCGAGGCAGGUCUAUAUAAUCUCCUUUGUUGAUUUUAGAGUAGUAACUCAUAGGUGCUUUGCAGUUCUAUGUGUUUCCCACACAUAGCUCCAUUAGGUACAUGUUUUAUUUGCAGGAUUUAAGAUUUAGCAGUAAUUUGGAUCAUUCUUAAUUUCUUUUUGUCAUCUUGGCUUGGGGUGGGGAGAAUUUAUCUAGAUGAGAACUUAGCUGUCCCACCAAAGUUAUUGAGUUGAAACUGGUGUCCCUUGGUUGGCUAAUCUGACUCCUCCUAUCAAGAGAUGAGUCCUUCAUAAAGUGUUCUACAAAGUAUAGUUGGGGUUGAUGUUGGGAUGGGCAUAUGAGUGUGUGUUCAUUUUUAGGACAGCAACUGUCUACUUAAUCUGGUAAAGGUAUUCAGGGAUGAUUUGUUUAGUUUUCUUCUAUUUAAAGAAAUAAAAGCUUACUGGACCUCUCUUCUCCUUUUUCUAAACAAGGAUUUUUAUGUAUAUGUUCCUUGGUGGACUUAGCCUGCUUGUCAUUGUUGGUCUACACCAGCUGUUGGAAUCUAGGAAGGUAAGAAAUUCUGCAGGUCAUCUUUCCGGUUAUAGAUGCUACUCUGGACCCAGACGAUGGUCUCAAGACACUGUGUUAAACUAACUGGCUCUCUUUAAUAUGUGGAUGGGCUGGUGACUGAAACCUGUACACACUGCUAUAGGCUACCUGGAAGGAAAGAUCAUGUCAUAUAUUAGAACAUUGCUUUUCUUGAGGCAAGCCUUAAUCCAAGGCAAUUUUACACAAAGAUCAAGCUACCAUGCAGUAGAAGUGUAGCUAAUACAGUGGUGCCUCGCAAGACGAAAUUAAUCCGUUCCGCGAGUCUCUUCGUCUAGCGGUUUUUUCAUCUUGCGAAGCAACCCUAUUAGCGGAUUAGCGCUAUUAGCAGUUUAGCGACUAUUAAAGGCUUAGCGGCUUAGCGGCUAGAAGGCUAUUAGCGGAUUAGCGGCUUAGAAAAGGGGGGGGGGAACGAAAAAAAUCUCAAGACUCGCAAGACAUUUUCAUCUUGCGAAGCAAGCCCAUAGGGAAAUUCGUCCUGCGAAGCGCAUCAAAAAACGGAAAACCCUUUCGUCUAGCGGGUUUUUCGUCUUUCAAGGCAUUCGUCUUGGGGGGCACCACUGUAUUUGCUUUAGAGACCAUAGGCCAAUUCCUGUUUAUUUAAGUGAUUUUUUUUCAUGCAGUGGUAUUCUCUUUGCACCUGGGAGGUAACUGGAUUGCAUCUGCACACACUUCCUUAUAAACAGAAUGUUGUAAAAUGUGAUCAGAUGUUGAGUUGCUGUAAUAGAAGACUACAUAAGCAAAUCUUAGCCAUAGUUGAGAGUGAAAAGUGGCUAAAAUGCCAUGUUUCAUUUCAUCAUAAAGAGCAGAUACAAGUGCAGCAUGUGACGCUUGACAUCUUGCAAGAGUUCCACAUGUCAGGCCUAUAUUUGAUCCUCCCAACAUGCGUUUUUCAUACUCACUUAGCUUAAAAAACUAUAUUUCCACGAAUAUGGGACUAUAACUUCAAAAAUGGUUCAUAGAUUAUGGCUCACCCUAAUACUGAUUCAAUCAAUUAAGUUGAAAUUAUCUGUGUUAUGUUGAAAUUUAUCACAAAUUAGGAUUUUUACCUUUAAAUAUUUGUAAAAUAUGCACACUGUUUUAAGAAAUUAUUGAUGCUCAUGCCACCAUGUAUUAGAACUGCUGCUAGAAUGUAAAGCCAGCAGCUUUGGGUUUGAAGUUAACUGCUGUUGUGAUCACAAAAACAUGCUACAAGUUGAAUGGCUUAAGUGGAGUUCAGUGGAGUUCUUUCCCUUAUUAAAUCUUGUGCUUAAUGUUUCCAGAGAAAAAGACCAGCUCAAAAAGUAGAGAUGGGGACGUCGAAUCAGAAUGAUGUUGACAUGAGUUGGAUUCCUCAAGAAACUUUAAACCAGAUAAGUAAGUAUCCAUAUUACCAUAGGUUGUUAGUCCAUUAAUGAAUUUCUUAUAAAAGGAUAACCAACAUCUUCCAGAUGUUUGGAUUCCAACUCCCAUCAGCACUAGUCAGAAUGUCAGUGGUCAGAAAUAUGGGAGUUGUAGUCUGCAACAUCUGGAGGAACAAUGUUAACUGCAAUGUUGAAUAUGCCUGCCUCUAACUGUUUAGAAAAGGGAUUGUUCUAAAUGUUCCUUUUUUUCUCUGCCAGAUUCACUUGAAAUUAUUUCCAGAAAGAAUUAUUCCUUUACUAUUAUAUUGUUUUAUAAACUUCAAUGAGACUCCAACCAAAAAUUGAGAAUGCAUAUGAAUUAGAAGAAGAUAGUAGUAUUCAAUAAUAUUGAAAUCAGUGGUGAAGUCAAUAGUGAAAUCACUGACUGUUUCUUAUACUGGUUAGAAGAUACUUGCUGAAUCUAUACAGCAUUAGGUGAGGACAAAACUGUAAUUCUGUGACUAGUGUACAGGGUUUUUUGUUGGGUUGGGAGCUGUGGAGCUUUAGCUGUAUGUUUUGGUGACUUCUGAUUUCAAAAAUUAGUCCAAAUAUGUUCUUAGAUCUUUUAAAUGCUUGUGGACUUUUCUAAUAUCUUUACUGUCUCUUCUGUUUUGCUUUUCCUGUGGCUUCAGUGCAAAGUAGAAGAGGUGAGACACUUUAUUGGGUUGAGGCUUCUGAAAUGUAUAUUGUGCACUAAUUAGGUUCUUAUACAUUGAACCCAUUUCUGCUUAGUUGGUACACUUCACAUAAUUGCAUGUGGUGUUAAAGUAAUAAGGUUUGGAGGAUUUCACCAGUAUCUUGAAGAUGCAACAGAAGUCUGGAGUUAAUCCCACUUGGUACAUUUACUGUUGCAUAUCUUGGGGGAGCUGAUGUUCAGAUACUAACUUAGUUACACUGUUAACAUGGUUCAGUCACCAGAACUCAGUGGUAUCUGCACUUACUGGGAUGUCAUCUACUUCACAUGCCUGAUUUCCCAAAGGAAACCGUGGCUACAUUCUUCAGAUUGCCAGAAACAAAAUAGACCACCAACAAUUUUCAGAACACGUGAUAGAAAAGUUUAAUUGUCACAUCACUUGUUCCAUAGCAUAGGAUACUAACUAUUGAUGCUAAACAGCAAUUUGCAUAGAAAAUAAGUAUUAACACAUUAGAGGGCUUUUAAAAUGCAUCAAGAUUGCUGCUUGCUUGGACUUCAUGAUCAUGGUGCUUUAACUGAUAAAGGGGCAAAUAGUUACUAAUAUAUAUUGUACUGUGUUUGUGGCAGUGAAGCCUCUGACAUUGACUGAGUUGAUGUGGUGGAGUGCAAUAUCCAGCUGCUGUAGGAGCUAAAAAGUUAGGCCAACCUCUGUGAGUGCCAGGGAAGUUGCAAGUGUGCAUGGGAAAUAAAAGGCCACACAGGGACAGGCUAUAUUCUGGGAAGAUAGGUGACGGGUUGCUGAGAAAGAAGGAUGCUGAAGAAAGAUUGCAGAGUAGGGAGCUGACUGAGAAGCAGAACCAAAAUGUCUGAAGAAUGAGGCUUAGAGGAUAAAGGUGACAGGGAGCUGAGCCAAGAUAGCUAGAUGGAGAAGGGUUUCUUUUUUAUAAAAAAAGAAAUGUUAUAUCACAAGUGCAGAAGGGCUGCCUGCUAUGGGGGUGAGGGAAGGGGGCAGAGGGAGGCUCAACAAGAAACUAGCUAGAGGAAACGUUGCAAAGUGGGCAGAGGUCUGAAAAACAGGAAUGUGAGAAAACAAUAGGUGGUGGAAACAUUGAGUUCAAGAAAUGAGCCCAGGGGAAAGUAGGAUUCAGGCAAAACAAAGGUUGUAUAUGUGGAAGGGGCCAUGUGAAUAGGUAGGAAGUCAUUAGAGAAGCAAGGGAGGUCCAGAGGAUGGCCAGGGAGCUGAAAAAAGAUGUAAAGUUACUAGGUCUAGAGUUGGAACCCCACAAUUACAUUCAUUCACUUCUGCUUUGCCCUGUUAAGGUUGUCUGUAUGCAAUCAAGACCAAAAGGUGGUUCGAAUCAGUGUGCAAAAUUCAGUCACCACAACUAAUCAGCCAAUUACUUGUAAACCAUCUAGAAAACUGAAUACUAAUUAAAUAUUGAAGAUUAACACAUUUAUUGUGGCUUAUUACUUAUUGUGGCUUUUGCUAAAAUGUUAGUGUAAGGUGCCAUAGUUCUCUUUUUGUUUGCCCAUAAGAGACUGAUAUUGUUACCUUUUGGGGGAUUUACUGCCUGAAUACUUAGCAUUCUUUCUACUUUAUAUGAUUUAGAAUUCUACAGAUACUGAAACUUGAGCUUGUGAAUGUAAAGAUUAGUUUUUGAUUUGGCUGUCCUUGAGCAUAGAGGGAAGUAGGGCAUGAUGUUUCCUUCAUCCUUAGAACAGAUACACACCUGUUCUAUAUUUAGAAACUGAAAGAGAGCAAAAUAAUCUUGCUCAAGCCACCUAUUGUCAUCACAGAGCUGAGAUUGAAUGCUUUGAUCCUGCAUUGUUUUAGGAACAUCUCAUUAAUAGGCUACUAGUUGCAUGUCCAUAACUGAAGAACAUAUAUAAGAUGCUUCUCAGAUCUGCCUUUUGCAUGAUCGUUCUUUGAGGGAAUAAAUUAGAAAAUAAUUUUCUCCCUCUGGCCCCCAAAAUAUUUCAUUUAACUUAUCUCAUUGAGUAACUUUUCUUCUUCUUUUCCUUCAGACAAAGCUUCCCCAAGACGGCUGCCCCGGAAGAGGGCGCAGAAGAGAUCAGUAGGAUCUGAUGAGUAA